AUGCAACGUCUGGGUUUACUUCUCCUGUUCUGUGGGGGCCUGGGGGCUGUGCUGGGAGACACGCCGGCCAACUGCACGUACGAGGACAUACGGGGAACCUGGAUCUUCCACGAGGGAGCCUCGGGUUACGAUGAAGCACCCGACUGCACGGGGUUCGACGUCAAGAAGACGCACACCGUGGAGCUGCUCUACCCAGACGUGGCUCAGGACGAGUUCGGGAAUCAGGGCUUCUGGACGCUCAUCUACAACCAGGGCUUCGAGGUGGUGGUCGGUACCCGCAAGUACUUUGCCUUCUCCAACUUUACCGUCGUCUCCAACACGAGUGUCGUCAGCCACUGCAGCUCCACUUUCAAUGGAUGGUCGCACGACCUCAUGAGUCGCAACUGGGGCUGCUACUUCGGGGUGAAAACGACUCUGUCGGUGGAUAAAGUCAGUGAGCACCCGAGGAAGUUUGACCUGCAGAGAAAGUACGUCGCGAACGAGGAGUUUGUGUCCAAGAUCAACAGCGUCCAGAGCCUGUGGGAGGCGACCCACUACCCCGAGAUGUACGGCUGGACUCUGGGAGACCUGCAGAGGAGAGCCGGAGGCAUCCCACAGACGGCGACCCCACGACCUCCGACUGCUCCCGUGUCGGAGGAGCUCCGACUGGCCGCCAGCCAACUCCCCGACUCCUUUGACUGGAGGGACCGUGACGGAGAGGACUUUGUCUCCCCCAUCAGGAACCAGGGCCAGUGUGGGAGCUGCUACGCCUUUGCCUCCAUGGCCAUGAUGGAGUCUCGGCUGCGUGUCCUCACCAACAACUCCCUGCAGGUGGUCCUCUCCCCACAGGACGUCGUCGGCUGCUCCGAGUACUCCCAGGGCUGCGAGGGGGGAUUCCCCUACCUCAUCGCCGGCAAGUACGCCCAGGACUUUGGAGCCGUGGAAGAGUCUUGUUUCCCUUACACUGGGAAAGACUCUGACUGCAUCUCCGAGACCAGUUGUACACGUUACUAUGGGACUGACUACUACUACAUCGGAGGGUACUAUGGAGCCUGCAACGAGCCUCAAAUGAGACUUGAAUUGGUCAAGAAUGGGCCCAUUGCCGUCAGUUUCGAAGUACUGAACGACUUUAUGCACUACAAGGGAGGGAUCUAUAGGCACACUGGGCUCACUGACGGGUUCAACCCCUGGGAGAUUACCAAUCACGUGGUGCUUGUGGUGGGGUAUGGAAGCGAGGGAGGGGUUCCCUUCUGGAUUGUCAAGAACAGCUGGGGAGAGGACUGGGGAGAAGAGGGUUAUUUCAGAAUAAUCCGAGGAGUGGACGAGGUGUCCAUUGAGAGUAUGGCAGUCGCUGCCACUCCACUCGUACCAUGACUCCCCUACUCGUGUAUAAACUGUUGACCAUUUGUACAAUACAUCAUUGCUGUGGUAGCUCAGUGACCCUUUUUAAAGAUGAUGUACACACAAUAAGUUUGCCCAGAAAUCUGGUAUUAUAGUAUAUAUAUAAAUUGACCAAGAAAGCAUUAUGAUGCCCUAACGUAUAAUAUAAUGUACACAAAAAUUUGUUCGGUCAAUGAAGCUGUGGUAUAUUACAAAUAUUUACACAGUAAACAACUAAAUAGCAGUUGAAAUAAGGUCAAAUGGUUCAUUCCUCCACAUCGUAAUCCCAGAUUGGGCCACACAUCACUUCCCCGUCUUCUGGAGGUCUAGAAGUGAGGGAGUUCAGCGGAGUCCAGAUCGCCCUUUUUGCGUGAACCUUCAACACCUCCAUGAGUUUCAUAGCCUCGUCCAUUUUCUCCGGAUGCCCGUCAAACGUGUCUUGCAAAACGCGCAGGAACGUUUUAUAGACGUUGUGGAAUGCUCUUGCUUGCGUGUGACACACGGUGCCUUUCUCAAUGUCAGAUAUUGCGAGAUUGUCCUUCAUGUUCCACACCCCGUUUGGGUUGUAAGGUAUUGGGUCUCCUGUAUACGCGUACCCCUCUCCGUCGGGCAAUCUUUCCAGUUUGUUUUCACAGAAAAUUUCCUCGAAACGGAAAAAGUGGGCAUACUGCUUGGUCGCUUCCGUACCCCACCACCAAGACGGCAUGAUUGGUAAUCACCCAGGGGUUGAACUUGUCGGUAAGCCCGGUGUGCCUAUAGAUUCCACCCUUGUAGUUCAAGAAGUCGUUCAAUACCUCAAAGCCAACUGCAACAGGUCCGUUGUUUACAAGCUCCAGUCGCAUAAGUGGCUCACUACAAGCCCCGUAGUAACCACCAACAUAGUAGUAAUUGGUGGCAUAAUAGCGCAUACAAUCCUUUUUCUCGUUGCAAGCCGAAUCGACUCCAAGGUAAGGGAAACAAGACUCUUCCACAGCUCCAAAGUCCUGGGCGUACUUGCCGGCGAUGAGGUAGGGGAAUCCCCCCUCGCAGCCCUGGGAGUACUCAGAGCAGCCGACGACGUCCUGUGGGGAGAGGACCACCUGCAGGGAGUUGUUGGUGAGGACACGCAGCCGAGACUCCAUCAUGGCCAUGGAGGCAAAGGCAUAGCAGCUCCCACACUGGCCCUGGUUCCUGAUGGGGGAGACAAAGUCCUCUCUGUCACGGUCCCUCCAGUCAAAGGAGUUGGGGAGUUGGCUGGCGGCCAGUCGGAGCUCCUCUGACACGGCAGCAGUCGGAGGUCGUGGGGUCGCCGUCUGUGGGAUGCCUCCGGCUCUCCUCUGCAGGUCUCCCAGAGUCCAGCCGUACAUCUCGGGGUAGUGGGUCGCCUCCCACAGGCUCUGGACGCUGUUGAUCUUGGACACAAACACCUCGUUCGGGACGUACUUUCUCUGCAGGUCCAACUUUUCUUCUAGCGGAAUGUAAACUUUCUUGCUGGAUACGGUGGUAAUUUUCUCGCCGAAGUAGCAGGCCCAGUUUCGAGACAUGAGGUCGUGGGACCAUCCAGGCGUCGUAGAGCUGCAGUGGUUGAUCACAGUCUUGUUGACACUGGUGUAGUUGGAGAAGGCAAAGUACUUGUGGGUACCGACCACCACCUCGAAGCCCUGGUUGUAGAUGAGCGUCCAGAAGCCCUGAUUCCCGAACUCGUCCUGAGCCACGUCUGGGUAGAGCAGCUCCACGCGAAUCGUCCUCUUUACGUCGAAAGGCUUGGAGCAGUCGACCGUGCUGUUGAAGCCUGUAGGGCCCAAGUAGAACAGCCACGUCCCCCGCGCGUCUUCGUACGUGCAGUUGGCUGGCGUGUCGCCAUGAACAGUGGCCAGACUAACGACAGCGGAGAAGAGAAACACUGUUCGACUCAGGGAAAGAGCCAUUAGCUGCUGAGCUUCGUGCGCACUACCUGCAAA
Geodia barretti is the source of this 3299-nucleotide messenger RNA. NCBI's taxonomy places the organism in Eukaryota, Metazoa, Porifera, Demospongiae, Tetractinellida, Geodiidae. The record is from the annotation of a GenBank genome assembly.